AUGAACGAAAAUUUAUUCGCCUCUUUCAUUACCCCUACGAUAAUAGGUCUCCCUAUUGUUAUCCUAAUUAUUAUAUUUCCCACUAUCAUAUUUCCAUCAACUAAUCGAUUAGUUAAUAAUCGGUUAGUGGCAAUCCAACAAUGAUUAGUUUACUUAACCUCUAAACAAAUACUCUCUAUCCAUAAUCGUAAAGGCCAAACAUGAGCCCUAAUACUAAUAUCUCUCAUUUUAUUUAUCGGCUGCACAAAUCUGCUAGGCCUACUACCACACUCUUUUACUCCAACAACACAACUAUCAAUAAACCUAGGUAUAGCUAUCCCCUUAUGAGCUGGAACAGUAAUUCUAGGAUUUCGACAUAAAACCAAAGCCUCCCUAGCACACUUUCUCCCACAAGGAACUCCCUUACCACUAAUUCCAAUAUUAAUUAUUAUCGAAACUAUUAGCUUAUUUAUUCAACCUAUAGCAUUAGCCGUACGACUUACCGCUAAUAUCACUGCUGGCCACUUACUAAUUCAUCUAAUUGGCGGUGCUACCCUAGCUCUUAUAAAUAUCAGUACAGCCACCGCCCUUAUUACAUUCAUAAUUCUAGUCCUACUAACUAUCCUAGAAUUUGCUGUAGCUCUAAUCCAAGCUUAUGUCUUUACCUUAUUAGUUAGUCUAUACCUACAUGAUAAUGCUUAA
Messenger RNA from Artibeus jamaicensis (Jamaican fruit-eating bat), 681 nucleotides. Lineage: Eukaryota; Metazoa; Chordata; Mammalia; Chiroptera; Phyllostomidae. The record is from the annotation of a RefSeq genome assembly.